Messenger RNA from Dothidotthia symphoricarpi CBS 119687, 1526 nucleotides. RefSeq lists its product as uncharacterized. The transcript has a single exon. Bases 1 to 1353 code for a protein of 450 amino acids. Gene Ontology annotation, molecular function: protein binding. NCBI's taxonomy places the organism in Eukaryota, Fungi, Ascomycota, Dothideomycetes, Pleosporales, Dothidotthiaceae. The record is from RefSeq and is a predicted model, not a curated record.
AUGGCGCACCUGUCGGACCUUCCAGAUGAACUGCUUCUCCGAAUCGUCGACAAGCUAGGUACGGCGGAUCUCAAAGCUCUAACUCACGUAACGCACUUCCAUGGCAUUGCGCAAGAAGGUCUUUAUCGCCAUAUUCGCUUGUCAAACGGAUUUCAAAGCAUCCCCCUGCUGCUUAGGACACUUGUACAUCACCCCAACCUGGCACGCUGUGUCCGCAGCCUCGAGGCGCCCAAUAUCGCAAACUGGGAUUUUGUACCUGCAGAUCGAAUCAUUAAUAUCAAGAUGAUUGAAAGCCUUCUCACACCAUACCGUACCUGGUACCCAGCGUGUACAGGACUCUUACUCUUCCUUCUACCACGCCUCGAACACUUCAACCUCCCUACAAAGUUGAAUAUAGGUGCUUCCUUUGGGAGUUUGUACUGUCGACCGUGGGACAUCCCAAGCAUCAAGAUGGUCUCAGUUCCUGCUCUGCAGUCUCUAGUGAGCUUGAGCAUCCCCAGCGAAGAUUUCGGCGAAGAAUUGAGCGAGCUUCCAAAACUUCGCAUCCUCGAGUUGGACUGCAUUCGAUAUUCAUACAAGCGGUAUUCUUUCCCAAUUUGGAAAACAAAGCUCGUUCUGGAACGCCUUACACUGAGAUGUACUCCUGAGAUCUUCUUUACUUGCGGACUCACACAUCAAUUCUCAGAAUCUUCGAGGAUCAUCAGAUGCUUCCAGAGUUUCAAGGAGUUCAGGAUUCUGUUCACUGGCCCCGAUAGCGCAACAUGGGAUAUGUUCAUGCCCAGACGUUCGGGAACCCUGGCCUACGUUAUGCAGAACUUACAACCCUUAUCGUCUUCUCUGGAAUUCCUCAACAUCAUGCCCGUGGACAACAAACGUCAUGUGGUGCUGGACGCUCUCACCCCAUCGAGUCCUUUAAACCAGUUUACGAGCUUGAAAUACCUUUCUCUACCCCAUGACGCGAUAAUCGACGUCACGGAACAGGUUCACAUCCACCCUCUCGACCUUCUCCCUCCACGCCUUGAGAAACUGACUAUCUACAACCCUGAUCCAUACAUCAUUGAAUGGCUUGAUGGCAUCCUAAAGGACCGCAAUAGACUGCCGAAACUGCGAGAAAUCAUAUUCGACUUUCGGUUUGAUCCUCCUCGCAUCAUCAGAGCCUUCGACGUGUUCAGCAAGCAGCUAUUUGACGGUUUACAUGAUGUCGGGAUCAAUCUACGCUAUCGGAGUGUUGAAUCUGAAGAAACAAGGGACAUGGGCUGUGACAAGCUCGAUUACGAAGAAUAUACAAACGACGAAGAGUUCGAGGGAAUGGCAGAAACUAGCGGAUUCGAGGGAACACAGGAUGACGAAUAAAACCACCAUGGCUCAACGAAGAACAUUGACCGGUGGUAGUCGAACAUGAGAUGUCGAGACUCGGGUAGACUGCGGUUGCGGAUGGUCCCGUACUAUGCACGGAGGUGGAAAAUAUGUCCAACACAGUGGACUACGAUUCAUAAUACCACGGUCGUUGAUGGCUUGCAUGUGCC